Nyctereutes procyonoides (raccoon dog) is the source of this 921-nucleotide messenger RNA. RefSeq names its product trefoil factor 2 (gene TFF2). Lineage: Eukaryota; Metazoa; Chordata; Mammalia; Carnivora; Canidae. The transcript is spliced from 8 exons. The record is from RefSeq and is a predicted model, not a curated record. Gene Ontology annotation, molecular function: CXCR4 chemokine receptor binding. Bases 1 to 921 code for a protein of 306 amino acids. Gene Ontology annotation, biological process: negative regulation of gastric acid secretion; maintenance of gastrointestinal epithelium; chemokine-mediated signaling pathway.
AUGGAGCACAGGGUGAUCUACGUCCUGGUGUUGGUCUGUGCGCUGACCCUCAGCUCCCUGGCCCAGGGCCAGCAGGAGACGUGCACGGUGGCCCCUCACCACAGAGACAACUGUGGCGUUCCGGGCAUCACGCCUUCCCAGUGUAAGGACAAGGGCUGCUGUUUCGACAACACUGUUCGUGGGGUCCCGUGGUGCUACCACCCUGUGGCCGUGGACAACCCUCCCGAAGAGGGGGGAAUGAGGCGCUCGCAGGGCCGCCCAGGGGGACCGGGUGUGGGCAGUGGGGGCAGCGCCCAAGGCCGCCAGACUGUCACGCGGCUGAGCAUCCCGGGGGGCAGCGCCUGCGCCUGCCUCCCCACACCGCGUGGUCUAGAGUGUGACGCGCCGAACAUCGGGCUACGCAUGGGGCGAGAGCAGCAGCAGGGGGAGGCGGCCCUGGCGCGCAGCAUGGACAUGGGACCUCGAGGCAUCCAGCUGCUGGCGGUGCUCCUCGCCCUGGGGCUGUGUGCCCCGGCGGGGGCCCAGAAACCUUCCGCCUGCCAGUGCUCGCGGAUCGAGGCCUCCCACAGGAAGAACUGUGGCUUCCCGGGCAUCAGCGCCGCCGAGUGCUUCAACACGGGGUGCUGCUUCGACUCCAGAGUCCCCAACGUCCCCUGGUGUUUCCAUCCCCUCCCGAAGCAAGAGUUGGAGCAGUGUGUCAUGGAAGUGGCGGCCCGCAAGAACUGUGGGUACCCGGGCAUCAGCCCCCAGGAGUGUGCGUCUCGCAACUGCUGCUUCUCCGACACCAUCCGCAACGUGCCCUGGUGCUUCUUCCCAAUCCUCAAUCAAGGGCUGGGGGUGCAGGGGGAGGAGCCAGGCCAGACUUUCUGUGGCUUCUCCCUCCUUCCUGACACCACCUCCAGCCUGAGCCCCCUGGCUUAG